AAUUCCUUUACAUUCGACCCUGUGUUCUCUUGCUCGAAACCCCGUGCUGACAGUUUUCCCCCUUUUUUGGGCAUUUCUCCUCCCUCGUCGUCUUCAACCUCAAAACCAUGGAGCAAGACGAAUCUUCUUCAGCUCCGAGGAAGCUAAAGUUUGCGCCCAAAGCCCCACCUCGCAGAAAGCCCAAACCCACACCACCCAAAACUGAAGUGGGUGACGAAGAAGAAGAAGAAGAAGAAGAAGCCGAGCAUGCCCAGUAUCUACUUCGUCGCUUCAAUGAGAACCUUGCUAGACGGGGACCUAAAGACGAAAAGAAAUCUUCUGUUCAGGUUGCAUUUGGUCCUGGAGUUACGCCAUCACCUCUGAUAAGGAAAUUUGGUGUUUCCAAGGAUGGUAUUGGUGGUAAAAGCAGUGGCUCCUGCCCCAAAAGUUCCGAUUAUGGGAAAGCUCUCUUAUCUUCACCUUCAGCUGCCAAUGAAGAUGGAAGGGAUGUAUGUUCUGCAGAUCCUACCAGUACAGAGCAGAUUGUCAAGAAAGAAUAUAGAGAACCCUGGGAUUACCAUAGCACUUACUAUCCUACUACUAUUCCAUUGAGGAGGCCUUACGCUGGAGACCCAGAACUCCUCGAUGAGGCAGAAUUUGGGGAGGCUGCUGCAAAUUCGGAGUAUGAUGAAAAUACUAUAAGUCCUGCUUCAGACCUUGGGCUGAUGGCGGAAAAUGAGGAAGAAAAUAUGUUUUUCUUUAAGCUUCCAGCUAGUCUGCCCUUACUCAAGCGAUCAACUAGUAGAAAGGGCAAAGAGAAAGUUGAAACUGAUUCGUCAUUGGAUGGCGGAGGUGUUUCAAAGAAGGGCUGCAGUUUGGAAGAGUUGCCUGGUGGAUAUUUGGGCAAAAUGCUGGUUUACAAGAGUGGAGCAAUCAAGUUGAAGCUGGGAAACACCCUGUAUGAUGUUACACCUGGUUCAGAUUGCGUAUUUGCUCAAGAUGUUGCGGCAAUCAACCUUGCAGAAAAACAAUGUUGUGUUCUUGGAGAGCUUGGCAAACGAGCUGUUGUUACUCUUGAUGUUGAUUCCUUGUUGGAUGGUGUGAUCGACUUGGGCUAAAUGCCUGAAGUACAAGUUCUGGCUUUAUGGCGGGAGAACCUUCAACGUUAGUAACCUAGUAUUGGCGCACAUAUGUAGAGAGAGAUAGGAGUAAAUUUGUAUCUAUAAUUGCUGACAAGGUAGCUUGUAAAACUACUUUUGCAGACCUCUCAAUGGCUUCUCUAUUUUGCAAUUUUUUUUGUAAAAUAGAGAACAAUAUGUAAAAUCAAUGUAAAAUACAAGUCACCUAGUAGGGAAAACCA
Molecule: messenger RNA, 1339 nt
Organism: Juglans regia (Persian walnut)
Lineage: Eukaryota; Viridiplantae; Streptophyta; Magnoliopsida; Fagales; Juglandaceae
Exons: 9
Coding region: 108-1097 (329 amino acids)
Biological process (GO): transcription by RNA polymerase III
Cellular component (GO): RNA polymerase III complex
Molecular function (GO): DNA binding
Source: RefSeq, a predicted model, not a curated record